GCCCCGGCCGCGGCCUCACCUCAGUGUGAGCGCGGGAGGGCUUUGGGUAGUGCUGCCGCGUCCUGCGGGCGGUACCGCGGCUGGAGCCGCUUGCGGCGGCCGGGCGUUGGCACGGAAGGAUCUUGCCGUGGGCAGUGCUGCUGAGAGGAGCCAGCUCGCUGUCUGCAUGCCCGGCCGGUUUUGUUUCCGUCCUGUGCAGGCAGCUCCGCGCUGUUGGUAAACGUAACCCACUGGCCGAUGAGGAUUUCUCUCUGAGCAAGGAAAAACAUGACCACAAUGAAGCGUGAAGCAUUUUUAGAAAUCGUAUCUAAGGAUUCAGUUGAAGACUUCUUGCGUUAUACUCAGCAACCUAAAAAAACAUUUGAUUGUUUUGACUUGAAUGAACUACUUGAAGAAUUGCCGAGGAAGCAAAAAGAAGUACUAUGGGAGAAACUGAUGCAGCUAUUGACAGAGUGUUUGAUGGAGAACCCUGUGGAAACAUGGCAGAGGAUCAAAGAUGAUGAAAAUGAUAACAUGGAAGUUGAGAUAGUUCCAGAAACGAAACAAACUGUAGCUGUAAUCCAAGGAGUAACAGCUGUAGUUUCUGCUUCCAUACGUGCAGUGGAUGAAACUGUAAACUACAAAGUUCUUGCAGAGUGUGUUUUUGUAUUAAAAGGUAUUCUACUUGUGUUACCUGAACCUGAAAAAAAACUACAGGGUGCUAUUCAGCAUGUAUGUGAAUUGUGGUGUGAGAAAGGCCUAGAAGGAAAGGAGGAGUUAGGGAAGACCCUAUUUAUCAUUCUGCUAAGAAAAAGCCUGAAUACAGCUGCUACGGGUGCAGAUAUAGUUCGUGUGUGGAAUCUGCAUCAGACAUUACUUAGUUUUGAUUAUGAUUCAGAGGAGGUUAAUGAAGUCAAGGACUUGUUGCUUCAGUGUUUUAUGAGUGUAAAAUACAUUAGGAAAGAAGAGGGAAGAAGGUUCUUGAGCUUUUUGUUCAGCUGGAAUGUAAACUUCAUUAAAAUGAUACAUGGAACUGUUAAAAACCAAUUGCAAUUCUUUCCAAGAUUAUUAAUGGAAUACAUUUCGGAAGUUUACUUCAGGGCUUGGAAGAAGGUGUCAGGAGAAUUUGUAGAGAUACUUGAACAUAACUGCAUUCAGGAUUUUAUGCAUCAUGGAAUUCAUCUUCCCAAAAGUUCCCCUGUUCAUUCUAAAGUUAGAGAGAUGCUGAGUUAUUUUCAUAAACAAAGUAAAGUUUGUCAAGGAGUUGAAGGAAUGCUCUACAGAUUGUAUCAGCCUAUCCUUUGGAGAGCACUGAAGGCCAGAAACUCAGAAGUUCGAUCAAAUGCAGCAUUUUUAUUUGUUGAUGCUUUUCCUGUUCAUGAUCCCAGUUUUAACACUGAAGAGAUGAACAAUGAAAUUCAGAAACAGUUUGAAGAACUUUUUAGUCUCUUAGAAGAUCCUCAUCCAGUUGUCCGCUCUACAGGGAUACUCGGAGUUAGUCAGAUAACAUCUAAAUACUGGGAGAUGAUUCCUCCAGCAGUUCUUGCUGAUCUCUUGAAUAAGCUGAUUGGAGAGCUGGCAUGUGAUACAGCAUCCGCAGAUGUUCGAUGCUCUGUUUUUAAAUGCCUGCCGGUAAUUUUGGACAACAAACUAAGUCAUCCAUUACUGGAACAGCUGCUACCAACAGUCAGACACAGCCUUCAUGACAAUUCAGAGAAAGUGCGAGUGGCUUUUGUUGAUAUGCUGCUGAAAGUUAAGACUGUCAAGGCAGCCAAGUUCUGGAAAAUCUGUCCUAUGGAGCAUCUUCUGACUCGUCUUGAAGUUGAUUCACGGCCUGUGUCACGACGCAUAGCGAAUCUCUUACUCAACUCUUUCUUUCCCAUCAACCAACCUGAGAAUGUGUGGUGUGAGCGCUGUGUUACUCUCAUCCAGAUGAAUUCAGCAGCAGCUAGAAAGUUCUAUCAAUAUGCCUAUGAAUAUACCGCCCCCACCAAUAUAGCUAAAUUGAUGCUUACUAUUCGGCGCUGCUUGAAUGCCUGCAUCCAGAAAGCAGUGAAAGAGCAUCUUCAUGGUAGUGAUGAUGAUGAUGGUGGUGAAGAUGAAAGUGAAAAGGAAAAUACAAGUGUGUUCAAUAAUGUGUUGUCAAUCGAUGAUGUGGCCAGCAUGGCAAGUUUAUUGGAGGUUACUGUAAUUCUUUGGAGAAGUAUCCACAAAGCACUAGAUCAGAAUGAAGAUGCCAAAGAUUAUGCUAUCAGAAAAUUUGCUGCUGUACUUCCUGAAUAUUUUAAAGUAUUUAAGGAUGAGCGUUGCACGACUCCACUGGUUAUUCUGGCAUCCUUUAUGCCUCCUGCUGCUAUUCCAACAUUCAGUUGUGGUGUGAUCUCCAGGCUCAGAAAUAUUGACAAUGAAGCUGAUGAAAGCAAAUAUUCUACCCUGAUAGACUGCAUGUGUCGCUGGGGUCAAGUGGGGCAUAUUAUGGAAUUAGUCUGUGAUUGGCUCUCGGACACGCUAACCCAAAGAAAGUCUGCUAAAACAUCUGAACGACGAGUACGUAUCCAUGUAACACAUGAAUCGAAGCCAGAAUUAGCAAUUAAUUACAUUGAAUAUUUAUUGACUCAUCCUGCUAAUCGUGAUUGCCUACUCUCUGUUCCUGAAAAGAAACUGAAGAAGCUUUUGAAAAUUCUCAGUGCUGCAAAGGAGGUUCUUGGCUCAAUUCUGAAAGCAACUGAUGCACAUUCUGGGAGCUACAAUCAAGCAACUGCCCUAAGAGCCUUCAGCCUCUAUUGCAGGUUGAAUAUUCAUCUUCAGAACAAGUUUUCUGAAAAUGGAAAAGAUUACUUAUCACUUCUGAAGGAGACAGGUGCUUGGAUAGAAAGUAAAAUUCUACCUUUUAUACUAGCAAGUGAUCAAGAGGAUGACAUUUCAAAACGCAGUAAUGUUCCUGAAUUAAUUAUCCAGGCCUACCUGACAGUGUGCAAAGAUGUCAUAAUGGUCGGCCUUGGAAAUCUCGCAUUUCAGGCACACCUUUUAGAUAUGGCUCUUCAAGUUAUACAAACAGGGAGAGGUGGCUUUUGUGCUCCAGUGGUAUUCUACGCUCUAAAAGAAAUGAUUGAAGCUUCUGUAACUCAGAAUACUGACACAGAUGAAAUGACAAAUCUUUUCAAUGCUGUACAAACUGUCUUCCAGAAAGUUUUAGAACUUGUGGCAUGUAGACUUAAGAAACAGCAUGAAGAAGGGAUUCAGUUGAUUCACUCUAUUGAAAUGCCUCUUGGAGAAUUCAUACAUGCAGUCCAGUGCUGGCAUGCAUCUUGCCCAGUGGUUCACCAAGGUGUAUUGUCUACUCUCCUGGCUGCGAUAGUAGCAGAGAUAAAUCAUGUGCUACAGGAGGCUUCCAGUGAAAAAGACUUAACUAUACCAAAGACUAUUUCAGACCUUCCUCCUCUUUCAAGCAGUUUAUUAACCAUAAUUAUGAAGUCAGUUAAUGUUGUCAGGUCAUUUUUAAAUGAAUUAAUGGAAUGCAUUCUCUCUGAAGAAAUUGAAGGGAUUUUUAGUCUAACAGCUACUGUUUGCAUUGUGAUCAUAAUUAAAGGUAAGCACAAAAAGUCACUUCUAAAGGAUAUUGCACCUGCCAUUCAAAGGAAACUGGUAACACACAAGGAUGCUGCCACAGAAGAAUAUAGCUGCCGUGAAAGAAUCCUGUGUGAAUCAUCUCUGAAAGUUUUGGAUGAAUUUCUGAAUCCUUGACUAUGCGGAAACCUUUGUCAUGAAAAUCAGGGGAUGGAAGAUGCAUUGUUUUAAAAAAAAAUGUUGUAAAGUUAUUAAUAGUUAAAGUUUGUUUUCUGGUAUUCUGUACAUUCAAACCAGGAAAUGUGUAAAAUUGUCUGUAGAAAUCAUGUAAUAGUAAAGAUUUUUCGAACGGCUGUAAAGACCAUAUUUUGUAUAAAAAUGCCUUAAGGGGGGCAUGUAAAACCAGUAUCUCUGUUUUUAUAAAACAAAUAAUAAUUGUACCUUACAAAAUCAUGUAUAUUUUGAGUUUGAGGCCGCAGGUGACCUUAGUCCCUGGAAAGACUACAGAACAUAUUCCUAGAGGUUAUGGAAAUGAAUUUCAUUUUGGGACAUGUGAAAGACAAAGUGGUGCUUGAGAACAUCACCAGGGGCCAACUCUGCUGAACCAACUCGACUUCCCUCCCUUGUGUGGAAGAAGAGAGAGCAGAGAAUGUCCGUUUUCCUAUCCUUAGCAAUGACUUUCAUGCAGGUUUAUCUAGUAUCCUUACAGCCAAGUGGGAGGGAGGUGGGUGGGAAACUGGCUGGACUGUCAGACUUGAUAAAUAAUGAUGCUACAACAUCUGAUUGUCAACUGGUUGCUAGUGCCAUUCCUCAUGCAGAUACUGUUGCCAAUAUUAUUUAACAGUUUUAUGAAAAGUUUGAGGCAUGGGAUGAAAUACAACUAUGGCCUGUUGACAGAGGACACCAACUUGGGAGUAAUGGUUAACUCUGUGUGGGAUCCCAUUCCAUGAGAUGCUGACAAGCUGGACUUAAGGAUCAACAAAUCUCAUAAUGUUCAACAAAGACACAUACUCUUCUUUCCUCAGUGGAUUAAUGCCAUACACCAGCCCAGCCAAGUGCAGAGGAGUGAUCUUACUGCUGUCUUUACCUGCCUGGAUGAGGACUAAGGAAAUACUUUUCUCAGAGGUACAGAUGUAGAGAAUACGAGGCAACAGAAACAACUUGCAGCAAGAGAAAUUCUUGCUGGAUGUGAGAAAAAAAAAUAAUUGUUACGGGACUAAAUUGAAACUGGCAAUGGAAGAACAAGUUGCUCAGAAAAGCAGUGGGGCACCCAUCCUUGCAGACAUGCGUAUCUUGGCUAACCUAAGGCCCUUACCAUUGUGGUAUAAUUUUAAAGUUAGCACUGCCUGAGCUGGGGAUUGGGUCAGAUAUUCUCCUGAGCUUCCUUCCAACUGGAAUAUUCAUGUGAUUCAGUGACAAGUAUAGUGGAGGGGAAAUGCCCUAGCUAUUAAAUGUUUACUUGAUUAAUGCAGAAGUUAAAUUGCUUUGUAUUUAGCUGUUUUUAUAAAUUAAUACUAAUGAUGCAGAUAAUGCGGACAUGCAAGCCACUUAUUUCAUUUUCUCAAUGCUACCAGAUGCUCUCCUAAAACUAGUAAUAGAAUGCUGAUGGCAGAAUGUUAUUCUGUCUUAACUGAGAUAUCUGCAAAUUAGAUGUCUAAGCUCAUGGUACAGUUUAAUCCCUGCUGGAAGCUAAGCACCACACACCCAGUUGCUCAUGCUCCCCACCCCUGGUGGGAUGAGGGAAGAAUUGGAAAGGUAGAGUGUGAGGAAAAAGAACUCAUGGGUUGAGAUAAAAAACAGUUUUAUUGCUUUUCAA
This is a messenger RNA of Melopsittacus undulatus (budgerigar), 5362 nucleotides long. It is a transcript of the gene NCAPG2, whose product is annotated as non-SMC condensin II complex subunit G2. Gene Ontology annotation, cellular component: condensin complex; nucleus. The record is from RefSeq and is a predicted model, not a curated record. Gene Ontology annotation, biological process: mitotic sister chromatid segregation. Lineage: Eukaryota; Metazoa; Chordata; Aves; Psittaciformes; Psittaculidae. The coding region runs from base 268 to 3723 and encodes 1151 amino acids. The transcript has 28 exons.